AUGGACAGUUGUUAGCUGCCAUGUGGGUGCUGGGAUUCAAACCUGGGUCUUCUGCAAGAACAGCCAGUGUCUUAACCACUGAGCCAUCUCUCCAAGCCCCAUACCGUUUCUUAAGGGUCAGGGACCUGAGGCUUGCUGGAUUAUGCUGGGCUGAAAUAGCCAGUGAACCCCACCCAGGGUUCACAUCUCUGUGUUCCCAAUGCUGGGGGGUUAAACACAACAUGGCCUAGAACUUGAUAUGCAGACCAGGAUGGCCUGGAAUUCAGAGAUCCUCCUGCCUCUGCUUACUGAAUGCUGGGGUUACAGGCACCUGCCACCACACAUGGCUUAUGUCUGGUUUCUUGUGGGUGCCGAGGGUGGGACUCAGGUCCUCAUGUUCUGCAGUAGGCAUUUACCUACUGAGCCACAUCCCCUGCUUCCCAGAUUGCUAUGUCUCGCUAUCCAGAGCUGGAGUACCAUCUUCUUUUUGAACUACUGACUUUUGAGCUAGGAAGAGGUCAGACUCCCUAGAUCACCUUAGCUGCCAGAAAACCAAGAACUGAAACCAGUGUUGUUGCUAAGGAGAGAGCAGCUAUGUGGUGGGUCCUCAGCAAACAUGGCAGUUUGCCAAACAAGGACUUUGCCCUUGACUCAGUAUUCACCACCUCCUCCUGCUGUUGCUGCCUAGUCCUUUACUGGGGAACCUCAAAUCUCCCUUCCCUAAGACUAGGUUUACCUCGGUUCCCCUCCUCAUCCUCAGCUUAACUGGUUAGUCUGCAAGCCAGACACUAGCUUUGCUUUUCAUCUCUGUAUCUCCUUGGGAAUGCAAUGACCAGCAGAGGCAUGUUCAGCUAUUACCACUCAACAGUAAUGUGGGGUACAGAGGAGGAGGAUCUCCCAGCUGAGGAAGGCGGGGAACACUCCCUUGAAAAACUAGCAGUUAUCUAGGCAGAACACACGGAGCAACAUCACAGGAAAUGGCAAGAAGGGUUCAGGUUCUACAAGGCACCUGAACACCCAUGGGCUUGCAAAGGAAGUGGUUUGGUGUCUGAGUCCUCUGACUGGGAACCAGGGUGACUGUGGAGAUGGGUGCAAUGAGGGACCUUCACACAAAAGGGUGUCACUAUGCAGCCCUGGGUGGCCUGGAACUUUAUGUGGACCAAUUUGUCCUCCUGAGAGCUGGGAUUAUAGGUGUGACACCACAUCUACUUUGAUUUGAAACUACGUGCCUUGGUUGUGGAGACUGGUAUCAAGAACGACCUGCCUCCACACUCUCUUUUUCUUUCUCUACCUAGGCUGCUUCUAGCCCUUCUUGGUACCCCAGGAGCCAAGCAGAAGGGGUCUGAGGGAGAAGGGAUCUUCUCCAGAUAGGUCAAGGAUACAUGGCAAAUGGACUACAGGGUACCUAGGUAGAGUGAAGGUCUAAGCAAUCAACCAAAAAGCUGCCCUGGCACCACUUCUGGCUAAAGCACAAGCAUCCCGCAGGCCUGGACUAUUGCCUAACCAGCACCAAGUGUCUUUCUGUCCUUUCCAGAUCCUGGAGGCCUGACUCAACACAUGACCCAGCCCCAAACAAGGAUGUGGCGCUUGUUGUCCUGAGUUUGUCAACACCAGUGAGUAUCACAGUAAAGGUCCCUGAUGAGUUUGAAUCUUGAGUAGUUCCAGCUCUGCCAACUAACCCUACCAGCCAACUGGGGGAGGGGGGGGGGCUAGUUGUCCAGCACUCAGAGAAAGGGAGAAUUUGCCUUACUCCUCCAGGCCCAAGGUCUCAUUCCUGUCAGCUACCGUUCUGUUGCCUGUCUGCAAGAGUCAGAAUCACGUGGGUCAACAGCAUGCCUGCUAAAGACAAAGCAUUCCAGAGAGGUGUUGGAUUAUGUAGCCACUCCUUUUCUUGAACAUCAAAAAGGAGUAUCCUGGGCCUCAAAUCAUGCGGCUAGAGCCUGGUCGGGUCAAGGCAACAGAGUCAUGCGACCAGAACACAUGCUGCUCAUGCAGGUGCUGCCCGGCCUCUCACAGGGAGAAGUUCCAACAGUCAUGGGAACUGUAGGUUCCCAACCAGCAGGUUAAGAUCCUGAGCCCUGAACCACGUUUUUUCCUCUUCCAGAAGUCAGUACGUGUUCUACUUCACUCUGACCAUCCUUUACAUCCCAAGGCUGAGUCAAAGUAGCCUAAGGAAGCAAAAUCUGAGCAGCCCUCACGGGACACACAGCUGUCGCUAGAAGAGACCCCUUCCCCUGCUUGGCCCUGUACGAAGGCUGCAGCCUUGAGAAGCACAGCCUUAGGCUGGCCGGCGUCCUUCCUGGGGAUAAGGUAGGUCCCCGCAGCCAGGAGUGGAUCCCAGCAGGUCCUCAGGUCACUCUCGUCAUCUCCCACGGCACGAGUGACCAUGAGUUCCAACCGCAAGUCCAGGAGGUAAGCAGCCACCUGGAGAUGCAAGGACGCUCCAGCCGCAUCCCCCGACCCCGUCUUGGAACAAACGCCCAGGCCCAGCAAGGUCCAAGCCCGGUGACGCCUCUGCCUUCCCAGAACAGCGCAACCACCGCGGCGCAGGAAGCAGAUCCGCCUGGGACCGCUCGCCAUGGGCUUUCCUGGGCCAAUUUCUCAGAGAGCCACGGCGGCGACGACAGCUUCCUGCACUCAGACGGAAGGAGCUGCGCGUUCUGGGAAAGAGACGCCAUCGGGGAGUCCCGCUGCAUGCUGGGAGCGGCACGGCAUGCUGGGAUAGGUAGUCCACGAAGUGACGUAGGCCAAGGCGUCCAUUCAGGUGCCGGUGACCCCUGUGAACCGCAAGUUCAAGCGACUGGAGCUACGUGGACCCAAAGACAAGGCGUUUUGGUGUGUCUGGGGCGGCCCGCCUCGGGAGAACCCGUGAGUUGAAGCAAGUUCUCGGGGAGUGUAGCCAUCGCAGUCCUCCCGGAGCUCCGCCCCCGGGCUCGGGGCGACAGGAGCACUCUUGAGCUGGCGGCUGUCUCACGUGACCGAGCACCGCGCCUGGUUGGCUGCAGCCGGAGUUACCUAGACGACGGAGCGAGUGUCGUCGGGAGCAUCUGCGCUGGCCGGCCUAGCGGUCUAGGCAAACGCCAGCCCACGUCACGGCCUCGCAGUCGUUCCAGGGAGGCGAGCGCGUCCACGGGCUGCAGAUGGGAGCGCAGGGCGCCGAGAAUGCGGGCGGGCCGGGCCGAGACGCCGGCGCGGGAGCUCUUCCAGGACGCCGCGUUCCCCGCCUUGGACUCCUCGCUCUUUUCCAGCUUGUCCACGCCUCUAGCCCAGUUUCGGGAGGACAUCACUUGGAGACGGCCCCAGGAAAUUUGUGCCACUCCCCAGCUGUUGCCAGAUAACCCAUGGGAAGGACAGGUGAAGCAAGGGCUGCUGGGAGAUUGCUGGUUCCUGUGUGCCUGUGCUGCCCUGCAGAAGCAUCGACACCUUCUGGACCAGGUUUUUCCUCCAGGACAGCCAAGCUGGUCUGACCAGGAAUACUGUGGCCUCUUCACCUGCAGAAUUUGGCAGUUUGGACACUGGGAGGAGGUGACCAUAGAUGACCGGCUGCCUUGUCUUGCAGGGAGACUCUGCUUCUCCCGGUGCCAGAGAGAGGAUGUGUUCUGGCUUCCUUUACUGGAAAAGGCCUAUGCCAAAGUCCACGGGUCCUAUGAGCACUUAUGGGCAGGGCAGGUGGCAGAUGCCUUGGUGGACCUCACUGGAAGCUUGGCAGAAAGGUGGAACCUGAAGGAGAUUCUGGGAGCCAAUGGUUGGCAGGACAAAUCCCGUGGCGGGGAGCACAGCACUUGUCGGCAGCUACUCCGCCUGAAGGACCAGUGUCUGAUCAGCUGCUCCGUGCUCAAUCCCAGACCGGGUGCCAGAGAGCUGGGGGAGUUCCAUGCCUUCAUUGUCUCAGAUCUGCGGGAGCUCUGGAGUCAGGCUGGCCGGUGUAUCCUGUUGCUGCGGAUUCAGAACCCAUGGGGUCGGCGCUGUUGGCAGGGGCUCUGGAGAGAGGGUGUGGCUACUCCUUCAGAGACUAAAGGGUCAGGACUCUGGUGUGAAAGCCCUGGGAAGAAGCACAUUCUCAGGGGCAAAGGGUGGAGCCAGGUGGAGCCAGCCGAGGAGUCUGAGCUGCUGUCACAGCUCCAGGAAGGGGAGUUCUGGAUGGAGGAAGAGGAGUUUCUCAGGGAGUUUGAUGAGGUCACCAUUGGCUACCCGGUCACAAAGGCUGGCCACCUGCAGAGCCUUUACACAGAGAAGGUGCUGUGCCAUGCACAGGCACUGCCUGGUGCCUGGGUUCCAGGGCAGUCAGCCGGAGGCUGCCGGAACAACAGUUGCUUUCCCUGCAACCCCAAGUUCUGGCUGCGGCUCCUGGAACCCAGUGAGGUAUGUGUGGCUGUCCUGCAGAGACCCCGGAGGUGCUCAGUGGGCCAGCUUCGGGCACUGGUGAGUGCCAGCCCAGCACCAGUGAACCUUCUGAGCAAGGACUACCAGGCUGUGGGCCUGCACAUCUGGAAGGUGGAGAAGCGGCGGGUCAGCCUGCCCAGGGUCCUCUCUGCACCCCCUGUGGCUGGCACCACGUGCCAUGCAUAUGACCGUGAGGUCCACUUGCGCUGCGAGCUCUCCCCAGGCUACUACCUGGCUGUGCCUAGCACCUUCUUGAAGGAUGUGCCAGGACAGUUCCUGCUCCGAGUCUUCUCCACUGGGAAAGUGUCCCUCAGUGUUGUCAGGUCAGCCACCAAGGGUUCAUCGCCUGGAACAGCCCUGCCUGCAGGCGAGUGGGAGACCGUGCAGCUGCAGGGCUGCUGGAGAGCUGGCCAGACAGCUGGGGGCAGCAGGAACUUUGCCUCUUACCCUCGCAACCCCUGCCUCCCAUUCUCCGUUCCUGAGGAUGCUGGUCCUCGGUACGUCCGUAUCACCCUGCAGCAACACUGCCAGCUCAGUGACAGCCAGCUCCACCCUAUUGGCUUCCAUGUCUUCCAGGUUCCAGUAGGUGGUGAAGACCAGGAUGCAGGCUCCCUGUUGCUCCAGGAGCCACUGCUAAGCUGUGUGCCACAUCGCUACACCCAGGAAGUAAGCAGGCUCUGCCUCCUGUCUACAGGGACCUACAAGGUUGUGCCCUCCACUUACCUGCCAGAUGUAGAGGGCACCUUCACAGUGACCAUAGCAACCAGAAUAGACAGGCGAUCUAUUCACAGCCAGGAGAUGCUGGGCCAGCUCCUCCAGGAGGUCUCCUUCAUGGCAGUAAUGAGAACCUGAUGUGACGACCCACAUGCUGGCUCAGGCUGUGGCCUGCAGCGACUGUUACUCAACAUCAAUCACACCUCCAGCCAUUGCUGAGCCGAGGUCACCUCUCAGCUCUGAGGGGUGACUGUAUAUCCUGAGGUUGAAGCAAGGUGCUCUGCCCUUGAUGGAAGCCAACUUGGGGUCAAGCCAUGCUGCAGGGGCAAGAAUUCCAAGAGGCAUCUUUAUUCCUCAGUAGAGACCAGGAAAUUCCAGGGGCCCAGACACGCUGCAGAGGACUUUGCAGAGCCCUCACAUCCUUUCUGACUCCAGAGGACUUUUACCAGGCAGGAAGAUUAUGACAAAUGUUGAAAACUAUUACUUGAAAUAUUUUUAAGACGAAUUUGUAAAUAAACAUGAAUAAUUUAUGACUUGA
Nannospalax galili (Upper Galilee mountains blind mole rat) is the source of this 5614-nucleotide messenger RNA. It is a transcript of the gene Capn10, whose product is annotated as calpain 10. Lineage: Eukaryota; Metazoa; Chordata; Mammalia; Rodentia; Spalacidae. The transcript is spliced from 13 exons. Gene Ontology annotation, cellular component: cytoplasm. Gene Ontology annotation, biological process: proteolysis. The coding region runs from base 3142 to 5214 and encodes 690 amino acids. The record is from RefSeq and is a predicted model, not a curated record. Gene Ontology annotation, molecular function: calcium-dependent cysteine-type endopeptidase activity.